AUGACAGGAACAGUGCAACCAAUGCAAAAUGGACAGGGUCUGCCACUCCGCCCAGAAUCCCGGGUCUUGAUAAUCAUGACCGGCGGGACGAUAUGCAUGCAGCGUUCAGAUUCCGGCUUCAUUCCAGCUCACGGCUUUCAAAAGGCCGCCUUGGAACCCUUUCCAACCUUCAAUGACAACUCUAACCCGAAACCCCUCGACGUCACCGUAAAUGCUUCUGGCGAACGGAAGCCCUAUGCUAGCCUCCGCACUCCCCUCACAUCCUACGGCGGUCAUAUCCGCUACACAGUCUUCGAAUUUGAACAGCUGCUCGACAGCAGCUCCAUCGACGCAAAGGGGUGGGCAGAAAUCGCCCACACCAUUUCGUGGAACUACACAAUGUUCGAUGCCUUCGUCGUCCUGCAUGGUACCGACAGUUUGGCUUACACAUGUUCUGCGCUGAGCUUCAUGCUGCGCAACCUAGGCAAGCCAGUUAUAUUGACCGGUUCCCAAGCACCAAUGCUGGAGCUGCAGAGCGAUGCAACAGACAAUCUACUCGGCUCCUUGGUGAUCGCGGGCCACUUCAUGAUACCGGAAGUCUGCUUAUAUUUCAACUACAAACUACUACGGGGAAACCGGGCAACGAAGGUAUCUGCAAACUCAUUUGCGGCUUUUGAUUCACCCAAUUUCCUGCCGCUGGCUAUCACUACGGCGAUGGGUACGAACGUCGCAUGGGAUCUUGUUUUAAGGCCGACAAACAUUGAGCAUUUUAGCAUCCAAACGAACCUGGAUACGACGCAUGUGGCGUGUUUGAGAAUCUUCCCUGGAAUCAAACCGGAGAUGGUGGAUGCGGUGUUGAGAUUGGAAGGGUUGAGGGGCCUCGUGUUAGAGACGUUUGGAGCAGGAAAUGCACCUGGUGGGCAGGACAAUGCAAUGACGAAUGUACUGGCCGCUGCGAUUCUGCGAGGGAUUGUGAUUGUGAAUGUUACACAAUGUCUGUCCGGCGGAGUCAGCCCCGUUUAUGCCCCGGGAAUGAACCUUUACCGCGCCGGAGUCGUCGCGGGCCAAGAUAUGACCAACGAAGCUGCGUUGACCAAACUUGCCUACCUUCUUGCACUUCCCGGGGCGACGCCUGAGACCGUCGCACGAGACAUGUCCAUUUCCCUCCGUGGGGAACUCACUGAGCAAUCACAGAUCAUAUUCCGACAUCCGGACGGUGUGCUUCGGGAACGAGUUAAGAGCCUAACUGCCGUAGCCUAUGCGAUUGCUCAGGGAGAUCUUGACAAGGUGAAAGACAUCCUGCGCGGGGAGAAACAGUGGAUUUUGAACGAUGCAGAUUAUUUGGGGAAUACUCCAUUGCAUCUCGCGGCCACCUCUCCCAACCUCGCCAUUCUACGACACUUCCUCCUCCAUGGCGGAUCUGUCCAUUUACGAAACCGCGCCGGCCGAACGGCUCUAUUCCUCGCCGCAAACGCGGGGUUGCCUGAUCAUGUCAAGCUGCUGCGGGAAUCCGGAGCCCAUUUGCAUGCUGAUGAGUUAGGUGUGGCGAAGUUGCAUGCGAGACGGCGGGCAGGCAUGGGCACGGGUAUGAGUGUAUGGUCGCUAGCGGGCGUUGAAGUGGAAGAGAAGGCGGAGGAAAAUGUGGAUUGA
Messenger RNA from Paracoccidioides brasiliensis Pb18, 1629 nucleotides. RefSeq lists its product as uncharacterized. The coding region runs from base 1 to 1629 and encodes 542 amino acids. Gene Ontology annotation, molecular function: protein binding; asparaginase activity. The transcript is spliced from 3 exons. The record is from RefSeq and is a predicted model, not a curated record.